Molecule: messenger RNA, 2196 nt
Organism: Athene cunicularia (burrowing owl)
Lineage: Eukaryota; Metazoa; Chordata; Aves; Strigiformes; Strigidae
Product: C-type lectin domain family 2 member L-like
Exons: 5
Coding region: 1-579 (192 amino acids)
Source: RefSeq, a predicted model, not a curated record
AUGCCUCAAGGCAUGAGAAAGGAGAGAAAGCAGCUGAGCAUGGGUCGGACAAGUGUCCCUGUUGCACUCCGUCUGUACAUUGCGUUCUGCUCAGGUCUAUUCUCAAACAUCUGGUUAUGGCGAGGUGUUGCUGGCGUCCUUGCUGCCGCUGUCAUUUUGAUUUUGUGUAUUCAGCUUGUAAACCGUUCUUCAACCAGAGAUUUUCCUGUCUGUCCUUCCCUGGAACUCUGUCCAUCAGACUGGCUGUAUUUCCAGAGGAAAUGCUACUACCUCUCGGAGAGUGAAGCCAGCUGGAACUCCAGUCAGAGCUUCUGUUCUUUGCACAAUGCUUCCCUCCUAGUGAUCGAAAAUCAGCAGGAACUGAGUUUUAUGGUGAAGAUAACAAAGCAAGACCCGUGGAUUGGACUUUAUAAAAGAAAUGAAGACUUCUUUUGGGUAAAUGGGAAGCCACUAGACAAUGAACUGAUUGAAGUAAUAGGCUCUGGAAACUGUGCCUAUCUUGAGUCAAAAGGAGUCUCAGUCUCUGGAUGUUAUUUAACCAGGAAGUGGGUCUGUAGCUUGAAUAUUAGCUUAGCAUGAUAAAGGUGGGCGAAGCCACUGCCCCUGACACUUAGUGCUCUAAUAUGACAUCCACACAGGUUGUGUCUGUACUCUGGGACCACGUCUCAGCUCCUGUCUGGAGGUGAAUGUCUUUUCUGGCAGCCAGAAUUCUCCACCCAUGGAGGAAGUUCUGUUUUUUUUAAGAUACUAUUUAAAAGACUUGCUUUCAGUAUCCUGAUAAGUCAUUUCCUUGCCCCAUUCUUCUAGCUACUGCUGAGCCCAUAGUUUCUUUUUGUUGUGCCAUCAGUAUUUCUUCCAUUAACUCCUCUCUUGUAGGAUGCUAAGCAGCUGCUCUUUCUUUUCCUUUUUGGUAUGCACUUGAAGGUAUUUGUCCUGCUUUUCCCUCAGCCAAACUCUGUGUACCAGGACGGGUUGUGAAGUGGGUCUGUCUGAAGGUCUGCCAGUUCCUCGCAGAUACAGGGUUAGGGUUAUGCAGAAGUUGUUUUAGACAUCAUUGCAGAUUUUGCUGUCCUGGUUGCAUCUUGUGUGACUGUAUUGUAUUCAAUGUUUUGUUAAUGUUAUUUUACAUUAAUCUUUUUUAAUUCCCCUGACAGUAUUAUAGGGAUUUAUUAGCUGCAUUGCAUCUCAAGUUCUCCUUCCCACAGCACUUACCUUAUCAAAAAAAAAAAAAAAGAAUAGAUGAGAGCAUUUAUUUACCUGAGCAUCUGCACUGAUAAGGAAAAAGUCUGAACUGAAACAGUAGUAGUGAAGCUGCAGGCAAAAUCAUGGGUAGAGAAUAAGAGAAUUAACAGCAAAGGACGUCUUGCCAUGGUUUCCUCAUGUCCCGUGCUUGGUGGAGCAUGGGGCUUCCGAGCAAGUGGUACGUAUCUGGAUGGACAAUGAGUGUUUUCUUCUGUGUGCGUAUCGUUUUCAGCAGCAACACCCGGUGCUGUUGAAUUGCUAUGAGCCUGAACAGAAUUAGGGCUCAUUGCCACUGAACUCUGUCCACUCAUGUCUAGCAGGUAACCUGAAGAUUAAAAGUGCCAUUUGACCCAGAGGAAGCAAAGCAGCUUAUUUCCCUGGAAGGACUAUUCCUGUCGGGUUUCUAGAGAAGGAAGAAUGGGAAAUUUGCCUGUGUAGCAGGGUAAAAUACUUCCCCGCUCAGACUACAGUCUGGAAAAUUGUUGGUGUGUGAUCUCUGUGCUAUUGAGGGGCAUAUGGACUUCAGGAGACUUCUUGGAGGAGCAAGUGGAGCCAUUUUUGGAGUAGUCGCUAGAGUGCACUGUAGCUUCAGCCUUAAAUUUUUAGGCAGAUUUAAUUGCUGUCUAGUUUUGUUCAGCUUCUUGUUUAUGCCUUCAUUAUUUUCUAUGACAAUAGGACUUUACUGUAACAGGACCAUGCAGUAUGGAUGUUGUUAAUAAGUUGUGAGUUUCGAAUGUUUAUUUAUAGAUGAUCACUAAUUUUGCUGAACUACACUUUUUUUUAAUUGCUUGUAUUCUUUAUAGGCACAGUAACAGAACUCUACAGUAUGAAUAGCCUAAUAAUCUGUGUUAAUUUAUAUGUAACUAGUUGGAGGGGGUUGUAUUCUGCAAUGGUUUUAAAUUAACUAGCUCUGAAGGAUAUGUUACGUGCAAUAGUCCUGAAAAGAUAAUAAAU